CUGACUUCUUCGUCGGAUAGCAGUGCCAAAUGGCCAUGUCACAGCCAAUCAGACAUUUUGGACAUCCCGAAACCCUGUGCGUCAAGGCGUGGUGCUGGUGGUCUGGAUGACUGGCCCAGACGAGCUGAGAUCUGGAGGAAGCAGUGAGAGCGACAGGGAUGAAAGGGCAGGGAUCAGACGUUGCCGUGUGCUGUUGUGCUGUGGUUGCUGUCGCUCUCAGCAGCUGUGGGGGAAAACAAAAGCCUCGGGCCAUGGGAAGAACAACCAAUCAGCGGCGUCCCCUGUGGUCUGCAUUCAGGUCCCCACACGCCUGUCUUGAAGGGCGGGCCCCUGUCGCGCCGCCCGUCGAUGGGGGGAGAGCUCGUCUGCUCCCCCCCAGCGCCCCAAUCCGAUCCAAAAAACCAGCCUCCCCGUUUCCUGAGCUGGUGCAAGCCGAGAUUUCGCGACGACGGCCAUCUCUCCUCGAUCCUCUUCACCGUACCCUUCCUGCAUCACACUGACAGACCGCCGACACCGAACUGUGCGCCGCCGCCGCGACACCGAACGAGUUAUACAUAUAGCUAGAUGCCGAUUUGACCGCGCCGACCAUGUCGUCCAUCAAGAUUGAGCGGGACACCGUUCAGCACACCAUCACCGAUGCCGCCAAGAGCGUGAGCAAGAAGGAUGUUGGCUUCGUGGGCAGCACCGCCGCCGCCAUCGCCGAGGCUGCCCACGGCGACCUUCCCGGCACCACUGGAAAGCAUCCCAUCUCGGCCGUCGUCGGUACUGCCCUCACCGGCGGCAGAAAGAAUGCCGGGACAAAGGGUUACCUCGCUGCCUACCUCCGCCAACUAGAGACCAACCCUCUGCGGACCAAGAUGCUCACGGCCGGCACGCUCGCUGGCGCUCAGGAGUUGAUCGCAUCAUGGCUGGCCAAGGACCGCAACAAGCAUGGCAACUACUUCACAUCCCGCGUGCCCAAGAUGGCCACCUAUGGCGCACUUGUCAGCGCUCCCCUCGGCCACUUUUUGAUCUGGCUCUUGCAGAAGACCUUCAGCGGCCGUACCAGCCUGCGUGCCAAGAUCUUGCAGAUUCUCGUCAGCAAUUUGAUUAUUGCCCCCAUCCAAAACACCGUCUACCUCGUCGCCAUGGCCUUGAUCGCAGGUGCCAAGAACUUCCACCAAGUAAAGGCCACGGUCAAGGUUGGCUUCUGGAAGGUGAUGAAGGUGAGCUGGAUCACCUCGCCUCUCUGCCUGGCCUUUGCCCAGAAGUUCCUGCCCGAGCACACAUGGUUGCCCUUCUUCAACCUUGUGUCCUUCAUCAUCGGCACCUACAUCAACACCAUCACCAAGAAGAAGCGCCUGGCGGCCCUCCGCAAGAAGCACUUUGGUGAGGGCCGCGCUCCCGGCCCCAGCGGUGCCCCCUCGACUCUGGGCCGCCCUGAGGAUUACCCCCCUCUCGGCCCCAACCCCCCUUACUAAAAUUUGGGGGUUCCAUAAUAAAGCUAUCGAGGGAACCGUGAUGUGCCUGCCAAAGAGGAAAACGUGUGACCGCUUCUCUCGUGUAUCUCUGGAAUAUGUCUGAAUAAAAGGGGGAAGGGACACAUGUCUAAUGUCAGUGGGGCGGAAGGAUUGGAAAGGGCAAUGAUGGUUGGCUGGAUGGAUAUUUUUUAGUUACGAUGAUACAUGUGUAUGCGUGUGUGAUGUGUCCGAGCGCGAGCGAGAUUCUGUAUUUUCGGUUGGCGAGAAGCAGGAAUCCUUGCUUUCAGAAGGGAGUUAUUUAUUCUUCGAGUUUGUCUUGAAAGGAAAGAUGGAGGGAUGGUUGGAUACCUGAUUUGCACAAUUUUGGUUGGUUUUUAUUUUAUUUAUUUUUCUCUCGAUUUGUUCAUGAAUCAUCUAUUUCCCCUGGACUUUGGGACCUGAGCUCGAGGUUUUGGUCUUGGGGGGCAAGAAAGAUGAAAAUUAGAUGGAUAUAUGUUUACUGUCUUGGUUUAGACUACCGCGUGUAU
Podospora pseudocomata is the source of this 1987-nucleotide messenger RNA. RefSeq lists its product as uncharacterized. The record is from RefSeq and is a predicted model, not a curated record. Lineage: Eukaryota; Fungi; Ascomycota; Sordariomycetes; Sordariales; Podosporaceae. Gene Ontology annotation, cellular component: cytoplasm; membrane. Bases 588 to 1460 code for a protein of 290 amino acids. The transcript has 3 exons.